UGUUGCAACCUGUCAGUGGAGUUUAAUCUACACUACACAGGAAAUGAACAGUAAGGAAAUCCUCUUGAAACAUCAGCAGCACCUGCAGAGACAGAGAGAUGCCGUCGCCUACAGGAUGAAGAAGCUGGCAGCUAAGCAGGUGGAGAUAACAAAAAAGACAAAUGCAGUGAAGGAGAAAAUCAAGAAAAAGUACGAGGACAUGAAGAAGGUCCUGGAUGAGGAUCUUCACAUCACACUGACCCAGCUGGACACAGAGUGUGAGGCCUCAGAGAAGUUGGUGGAGGACAGGAUAGAGGAGUGUUACCACCUCACUCAGCAGCUGGACCAGGAGCUGUCCAACGUCGAUGCCCAAGUGAAAACACAGAACGCUGAAACAGAAAAAAGAGUAUCUGAGACUCUGAAGCUGACUGACCUUGACCUGAUUCAGAUGGACGAGUUCAAGAACGAACAACUGCUGAGUCUCACGAUCAACCUGCUGCUGUUCAUCAGAUCCCAGGUCCCUGUCACCAAGAGACUGUUUCAGACCUACGCCGCAGAUGUUGUCCUUGACGCCGACACCGCUCACCCCAAGCUGAUCAUCUCUCCCAAAGGUGACUCAGUGACCUACACAGACACCUGGCAGGAUGUCCCAGAGACUCCCUCCCGCUUUGACACCACCCUAAAUGUCGUCAGCCAGCAAGGCUUCAGCGAGGGCCGCCAGUACUGGGAAGUGGAUGUGAGCGGGAAGACCUACUGGGAGCUGGGGCUCACCUACCCGAGCAUCCCACGCAAGGGCCGCGACGAGGACUCGUGGCUGGGCCGAGGCAAAGAGUCGUGGUGUGUGGAGUACUUUAACGGAGACUACACAGCCUGGCACGGUGGUGUUCAGCGUGAGCUGCCUCUGCUGACAGGAAAACAGUUCACUCGUAUCGGGGUUUACAGCAGCUUCCCUGGGGGGUUGGUGUGCUUUCUGGGAGCUGAUACAAUGACCCCCCUCUACUGCUUCAGCGCUGGGACCUUCACUGACAUCCUGCAUCAAGCAUUAUGUCCUGGGCAUGACAAUGAAGGCACAAACUGGACGUCCCUUAAGAUUUGUGAUGCCUCCCGAUCAGCUCCUGUUCUCUGAUGUGGGACAGGAAGGACGGGGCAGGAAGGAAGGGGCAGUGACAGCCAGGAAUGCACUGCGCUGUGGGGCAUGCGCAUCAGCUGCCUGAUCUGACAUAAUUGGUGACACUGUCAUCAGCUCAGGAUGCUGUGCGUGUCAGGCUCGUCUAAAUUUGCCUAAAGGACAUUUUAAAGUGAUCUCUAUUUUUGAUUCACAGGUGGUGUGGGUCAUUUCCAGUCAAUCAUGCUUUUCUUUUCCAUGGAUAUAGUGAAGCUGACAUGUUGUCUUUCAUACUCAUGCAAAGUGUUCCUUUUUAAAUUUUUAUGUUAAAUGCUGUGAUGAAUCAGGGAAUUCCAACAGAUGUUGAGCUGGUAAGAGAGGCCUUUAAUUAAGAAAUAAUGAUACAAUUAUUUCAUAAGAUAGAUCUGCUUUUUAACACUCAUCAAGAAGUUGGAUGUGUCUACUAUUACUUAGCAAAUUGAAUUUAAAGGAUAAAGCUGGUGAUGUUCUGUUGUCAACAAAUCCUAUUAAAAUGCCAAAUGCCAGUCGUCAGAAUUGCUUGCAUUGUCCAUCUAUCCAUCUAUCAAUUUUCAUCCGCUUAUCUGGGGCUGGCAGGCUCAGCAAAGAACUCCAGACGUC
Messenger RNA from Epinephelus lanceolatus (giant grouper), 1723 nucleotides. RefSeq names its product zinc-binding protein A33. The record is from RefSeq and is a predicted model, not a curated record. Gene Ontology annotation, molecular function: protein binding. NCBI's taxonomy places the organism in Eukaryota, Metazoa, Chordata, Actinopteri, Perciformes, Serranidae.